Messenger RNA from Talaromyces amestolkiae, 5403 nucleotides. RefSeq lists its product as uncharacterized. The record is from RefSeq and is a predicted model, not a curated record. Lineage: Eukaryota; Fungi; Ascomycota; Eurotiomycetes; Eurotiales; Trichocomaceae. The transcript is spliced from 13 exons. Bases 1 to 5403 code for a protein of 1800 amino acids. Gene Ontology annotation, cellular component: membrane. Gene Ontology annotation, molecular function: heme binding; oxidoreductase activity, acting on paired donors, with incorporation or reduction of molecular oxygen; iron ion binding.
AUGAUGGAUUUACUAUCGCUCGAGAUUUCGUCCAUGCAGAAACAAGCUUUGGACAAAGCUCAUCUAUCAUGGCCUUGGAUCAUUCUCGCUGCAGUGCUGAUCCUCAAGAUUCUGCACAUUUUACGAGUCGUAUAUCAGCCUAGCCUGCGGAAGCUACCGGGGCAUUGGCUUGCAUCGUUCUCGCGACUCUACAAAAUAUUUCUCGUCUACGAUGGUCGUUGUCCCGAGAAAGAGCGGGAAAUGCAUAAGAAAUACGGCACUGUGGUACGGACAGGACCACAUCAUGUCUCUUUCUCUGACCCUGCAGCUAUAUCGUCCAUUUAUGGGAUUGCUGCAAACUUUCUCAAGAGUGAUUUCUAUACCCCCUUUGGAGCUCGACAUGAAGGGAAGGCUUUCGACACUAUCUUCUCCACGAGAGAUACGGUAUUUCACAAGCACUUGAAAAAUCAUGUGGCGCAGAUCUUCUCUCUUAGUUCGAUUCGCACCCUCGAGCCGAUGGUAGAUGAGUGCUCGGAUAUCUUCCUGAGAACGAUGCACCAGUUGGCUGGCGGGAAAGUCGAUCUCGGGGAAUGGCUGCAUUGGUAUGCAUUCGAUGUCAUUGGCUCUAUCACAUUUAAUAAGAGGUUCGGCUUCAUGGAGCAGCGAAAAGACAUCGGGCACAUGAUUGCCGUGAUUGAUAAGGUUCUCAUGUACGGCACGGUCAUUGGACAAAUCCCGUAUUUGCAUCGUUACUUGCUGGGAAAUGAUCAUUUACCGGCUCUAAUUGCUAAGCUGGCGCCUAAUAUCCCCAAUCCGAUUGUUUCUAUCAUUGAGUCCGCCAAAACUGAACUAAUACGCUACGACAGAUCUAAGAAUGUAUCCGGUAGAGGAGAUUUCUUGGCCUGGAUUAGAAGGGAAAUGCAAAAGGGCAAGGAUAUUAGUGAAGAAGAUAUGGUGAAUCAUUUGGCCAAUAACUUACUUGCAGGAGGAGACACAACAGCUAUCUCGCUCCGUGCAACCAUCUACUUCCUCAUAAAGAACGCCCAAGCAUACCGCAAAGUGAUUGCGGAAAUUGACGCGGCCGAUGCCGCUGGACAGCUCUCCAAGUUCAUCACCUUCAGCGAGUCCCUGGAGCUCAAAUAUCUACAAGCAGCAAUUCGCGAAGCAAUGCGUCUCCAUCCCAGCGUCUCCAUGCCCCUAGAGCGAGUCGUUCCCUCGACUGGCGCAACCAUCUGCGACAUCAACCUUCCAGCAGGGACAGUGGUUGGCGUAAAUCCCGCCGUCGUGCACUACAACACAGAUGCCUACGGCGAUGAUGCAGCAGAGUUUCGGCCAGAGCGUUGGCUCGAGAGCUCUGAGGAGCAGUUGAAGGCCAUGAAUCGGUGCUUUUUCGCAUUCGGGCACGGCUCCCGCGCGUGUAUUGGAAGGAACAUCUCUAUCAUGGAGUUGGGCAAAUUGGUACCACAGUUCCUGAGAGAAUUCGAGAUUGAGUGGGCUUCUGAGGAGCCUACUUGGAAGCCACAACCAGAGAAUCAUCCUGAGCUUCAUCAAACCUUACAACGACCUCACCAAACCACCACGCUGGAUCCUCCUCCUCCCUCAAUCGUGACAACCUCCCACCACCGCCGCCGAUCGUCGACCUCCGUCCCUCCUCUCCGCCUGGUCAAAGAUUCGCAGCCAUCACAACACCCAUCCUGGGGCCAGGGUAGCACCUCCGGUAUCCCCGCCGGUCCCAACUCUGUGCGCCCUACAACCCUCACUCCGAUUCCCGGCACACCUUCAAACCCGCUGCCAUCGCCCAUGACACUCUCGCGAUCUCCUUCGCCCUUACCAGGCGGCGGAUGGUCAAGUCCCGGCCUUGGUUCCGGCAGCGGCGCCACGAGCCCACGCUUCCCAACAACGGGCCACGGCUCGCUGAGUCCCGGCGCAAUAUCAUGGGCAAGCGCAAAGGCGAAGAGCGAGGAGGUAAGAAGUUACCCGUCGUUUUCGACGAGGAAUUCGGGAUUCUUUUCGAGACAGAAGCGCAAGAUUUCGGCGAGUUUGCCAAGGUUUUCGCUGUCGAGAGAUUUUAGAGAACAAGAAAAACUUGGUCGUGGUCGGUCGUCGGUACUCGUCGAAGCGUAUCGAGGCUCUGCAUUAGGCAACGGAAGGAAAAUCGUCAUCAUCACAGCAUCAAACGUCGAGGGCGGCGUCAUGGAGUGGAAAGGAGCACGCGAAUGGGCAAUUGAGCGAGUCAGUUUAUGGAACAAGAGGAAAUACGCCAAGAAAUGGGGAUACGAGAUUGAAGUGGUUAACAUGGUGGCCAAGAAGCGAUAUGCGCAUGAAUGGCGCGAGAGCUGGGAAAAGGUUGAUUUGAUCAGAGAUGCAAUGAAGAAAUAUCCAAACGCGGAAUGGUUCUGGUGGCUUGAUCUCAACACCUUCAUCAUGGAAUACUCCUACUCGCUCGAAAACCACAUCUUCAAACACCUCGACGACUACACCUACCGCGACAUCAAUUAUUACAACCCUCUCAACAUCACCCACCCUCUAACCGACAUCUAUCUCGAUCCCAUCUCCCGAUCUGCCACCGGCGAUCAAGAUCCUUCUUCCAUCAACCUCGUCCUACCGCAAGACUGUGGUGGCUUCAAUCUCGGUUCCUUCUUCAUCCGGCGCUCCGACUGGACCGACCGUUUACUGGACGUCUGGUGGGACCCCGUCCUCUACGAACAAAAACACAUGGACUGGGAACACAAAGAGCAAGACUCCCUUGAAUAUUUGUACACAAACCAGCCCUGGAUUCGUCCUAGCACGGCUUUCGUGCCGCAGCGAAGAGUAAAUUCGUUUCCGCCAGGAGCGUGCGGCGACGGUACGGAUUUGGGUAUUCAUUACCAGGAGGAGCAUCGCGAUUUCUUGGUAAAUAUGGCGGGKUGUAAUUGGGGCAGGGRUUGUUGGUCAGAGAUUUAUGGGUAUAGGGAGUUGAGCAACUGGCUGAAUCGGACGUGGUGGGAGAAAUUCAAGGAUUCGAUUACGGAUGUUUGGAGGAGGUGGAGGGGUGAAAAGACGUUAUUCAAUGAGAACAACGUUCGUGAAGAGGACCUGGGGGCAUUCGCCAACGUGUGCGCAGAGAUUAACAUGGCAGAACAUCUCUUCUACCCAGACUCGCCACCAAAACCACUUCGGAUCGGGUAUAAUGGGCCGCUCUACGACGGCGGGGACUGGGACACAUUCCCUUGUCGCCAUGGCUGGAAAACGGACACGGGAGCCGACAAAUUCCAUUUACGUGCCCUGCCGGUUGAAAUGAAGACUGGAAUCGAGUGCUGGCUCUAUUUCGGCGUGUUGCACAAUGUCUUUGUGGGGAAGGUUGAGCAGGCUGAUUUCUUGCUUCGCGGAGACGAUGAUGAUAUGGGGCGGUACGUAACAACAAGGGAGUUGUAUAAAUACGUCGAGAAUGCGAAGGAGUGGAAGAAAAACAAGACCAGCGAACGGGUUGUGGCGAUUGUGCAGAGAGUGAGCGAGCAACUUACAAAAUACACCUCUGUGUUGAGAGGGGACAUGACUCUGGCUAUCAGAUUGCUAUGUCAAGCUUUAUGGAGCAUCAGCGUAAAAAGAGAUGGUCCGCAGACCAAAUCGGGACAUGUGCAGGCCUGGUUUCUUGUUAGGGAUUAUGAAGCUGACCUUUUGCUGAAGGAAGGGUGGUGUCCGUGGGAAGUCCAGAAGUCGCGUAUGACUGGUGGGGGCGUCGAAACUCCUGCAUAUCUGUUGCAGUUGGUACGCAAGAAGCCUGAGUGGGAUAGGAAGACUCAUGAUAAGUGCAAGAAGACGGAGUGCGUAGCGAACAAUGUGGAUGAGAGUGAUUAUGUUACGAGGCAUGUCGUGGAAGGUUGUGGGUGUAAGCAUCAACAGGCCGAUGUUGAGCAGUUACAUGCCAUACUCAAGGAUGGCAGUGUUCCGUUGGUAAGUAUUUCGCCGACUAGUGAGCUCGAUGAAGAAGGGAAACCGAGUUUCAAGAUUGAGAUCGUGCGCAAAAGAAGUGGGAGGCAGUAUGUGGCGAUCUCGCAUGUGUGGUCUGAUGGAUUGGGGAAUACGGAUGGAAAUACGCUGCCAGCUUGUCAGAUUCAAUUGUUGUAUGAGCGGGCGAGAGUUUUGAUUACCGAUAAGGAGUAUGUGCCCAAGUAUACAGGUGGACCGUUUGGUGGAAUACAUACCAGUGCAGCCCGGCUCGUGCAUUUCGCGAGCAACCAAGCUCGAAAGGAUGAGUCAGUCUUGUUGUGGAUUGAUACAUUGUGUAUCCCGCAUCAACGAGACGUAAGAAGUUUGGCGAUUCAGCGGAUUAAAGAGGUAUAUCUAGACGCAUAUCGAACAAUGAUUCUCGACUCCGAAAUGCGCCAGGUCGAUUCCAGCUCUACAACGAACCUGCAACUCCUUCUCCGAGUCCUCUACUGCUCAGGCUGGAUCCGUCGGCUCUGGACUCUCCAAGAAGGUCUUGCCGCCAAAAGCCGGCUGUACGUCAUGUUCGCCGACAAAGCAAUCAACAUCUCCACCAUCGCCGACGACAUUCUUACCAAGACCGAAAAGGGGAAGAUCCCACUACUACAAGAGAAUGUUGCUUUCUAUGGGAUGGCGUUGUGGUUCUCGUUUUUCACACGAACGAUUGACUACGGCUCGAAAUUUGAACGUGCAGUGGACAUUUUCACCAGUCCAUUUGUCAAGGAGGUUUUGACCAAGGACAAUUUACUGGCGUGGAAUUGGUAUAAUGUCGCGAUGAGAGCGACGACUAAAGCCGGUGACCGACCCAUCAUUCUCGCUGGUGUGCUAGAUUUGGAUGUCAAGGAGAUCCUCGAAGCCCAGGGGUCUGAUGCGCGCAUGCGCAAGUUGUACGGCAUGUUGGACGAGUUUCCGCACGAUAUUUUAUUCCAGGAAGGUCCCAGGUUUGAGGAUGAUGGCAUGCGAUGGGCGAUUAAAGUUUGCCAAUUUGUCGAUGUGCCGCGGUAUCUGGGCCAUGAGCCUGGGAAGAUUACGCCGAGAGGACUGAAAAUCUCGGCUCUGUCGUCAUGGCUGUUCCCUUCACAGUUAGGUUUUGACCUCAGCAAGAUAGAUUUUGAUGAAGGUCAACGGGCUUGGGAGAGAUGGCUUGCUGAGUAUGAGCUUGAAUCUGUGCAGUCACCGAAUCUGUGUGUUUUCAAGCCCAAUUUUGAGGUUGAAUGGAAGCCUGAUGCAAAUUAUGGAAUUAUCUUGAUGGAGUCCAAAGCAUCGCAUCCUGGAGGGCUUGCAUUGUGUGCAUUAGUGGAGUUGCGGAGUACAGAGGAGAAUUAUAUCCACUUUGCGAGAUAUCUGGGAGUUGGGACGGUGAAGGGGAUGUCGAGUUGGUCGAAUUUGCCGGAGAAUGGGGUUUUGUUGCCAUUUGGUUGGGACAGACUGCAGAAAAGGGAGUGGGUUGUUGGUUAG